Messenger RNA from Polistes dominula (European paper wasp), 2328 nucleotides. It is a transcript of the gene eRF3, whose product is annotated as eukaryotic translation release factor 3. Gene Ontology annotation, molecular function: GTPase activity; GTP binding; translation release factor activity. Lineage: Eukaryota; Metazoa; Arthropoda; Insecta; Hymenoptera; Vespidae. The record is from RefSeq and is a predicted model, not a curated record. Gene Ontology annotation, biological process: translational termination; nuclear-transcribed mRNA catabolic process, deadenylation-dependent decay.
GAUUUUUUAACACUUUAUAUAAAUAAUUCAUAUUUUAUUUAAAAAGAUAUAUAUAGGGUAGGAGAAGGGGAAGUUGAUAUUUUGAUUAUUGUGGUUCCGGCGAAGUACAGCAACGAAACCGACCACGGGGGUCGCACGCGGAGUACCGAUACGCGUGUACAGUGCGUUCGGAUACUAGAAAUAACUAUUUUUUUAAACCUUACCCGAUUGCAUUUGCGAUUGAAUCGGAAUCCUACGAGAAAUAUCGCGUGCUUUGUGUCAUACAUUGAAUAACGACACUACUUGGGUGUGCCGAAACAUUGAUAAAUAUGGCGAACAGUAUAGCACCAGAUUCAUGGGAACAGCAGGCAGACAACGGAGACAUCGCGCCCGCUCAGGAUAAAUCCAUCGAGAGCAAAUUUUCAACUUUAAACGUGAAUGCUGCGGAAUUCGUGCCUUCUUUCUGCAUAAAUUCUUCAACGCAGAAUAGUUCCACAGCAGUCAGUCCUUGUACUGUGACUGCUGUGCUAAACACCACUGUUACUACAUCUAUUCCUUCUGAAAUACAUCAUGGAAAUUCUACUCCUACGAUUCUACCUGAUCCAAUUGGCAGUAGAGUGGAGGAACCACCUGCUGGAGGAGGGGCACCACCUCCAAAUGUUACGGAUCAAAUAAAUACAAGUCCUGAACAUCAACCUGCGGAUUCUUGGGAAGAAGCAGCCGUAGAUGGUGAUCCUUUGUUAACUCCAGAAAAUGAAGAAGCUGAUAAUGAGGAAGAUGAAGAAAUGGUUGUUAAAAUACCUAAAAAAAAGCCAGUUAAAGUUGCAGAAGACACUAAGAGCAAAAAAGAACAUGUCAAUGUUGUUUUUAUAGGUCACGUAGAUGCAGGAAAAUCUACAAUUGGUGGUCAGAUUAUGGCGCUUACGGGAAUGGUGGAUAAACGUACUUUAGAAAAAUAUGAAAGAGAAGCGAAAGAACGAAGCAGAGAAACGUGGUACUUAAGUUGGGCUUUGGAUACGAAUCAAGAGGAAAGAGAGAAGGGAAAAACAGUAGAAGUUGGUAGAGCGUACUUCGAAACCGAAAGAAAACAUUUUACAAUAUUAGAUGCUCCUGGACAUAAAAGCUUUGUACCCAAUAUGAUUGGUGGAGCGGCGCAAGCUGAUUUAGCAGUUUUAGUUAUAUCUGCAAGAAAAGGUGAAUUUGAAACAGGUUUUGACAGAGGUGGUCAAACGCGAGAACAUGCUAUGUUGGCUAAAACUGCAGGAGUUAAACACUUGGUUGUAUUAGUUAAUAAGAUGGAUGACCCAACAGUAGAAUGGGAUGAGGGAAGAUAUAAUGAAUGCAGAGAUAAGAUACUGCCAUAUCUACGGAAGUUAGGCUUUAAUCCUGCAAAGGAUCUUACAUUUAUGCCAGUAUCUGGUCAACUUGGUAUUGGUCUUAAGGAUCCUAUACCUGAACAUUUAUGUAAUUGGUACAGCGGUCCUCCAUUCAUACCUUUUAUUGAUUCCUUACCUUCGCUUAAUCGUAAAAGUAAUGGGCCCUUUAUUAUGCCAAUUGUUGAUAAAUAUAAAGAUAUGGGAACAGUUGUUAUGGGAAAAGUUGAAGCUGGAGAAGCCAAGAAAGGCCAGUCGCUAUUGGUUAUGCCGAAUAGGACGGCAGUAACAGUUGAUCAAUUAUGGUCAGAUGAUGAAGAAGUUACGUCGGUUGGACCUGGAGAAAAUGUUAAAAUCAAAUUGAAAGGCAUUGAAGAAGAAGACGUGAGCCCCGGAUUUGUUUUAUGUGACAGUAACAACCCUAUUAAAACCGGAAAAGUUUUUGAUGCUCAAGUUGUUAUUCUGGAACAUAAGAGCAUUAUUUGUGCUGGAUAUAGCGCGGUAAUGCACAUUCAUUGCGCUGCAGAAGAAGUGACAGUGAAGGCGUUGAUCUGUUUGGUAGAUAAGAAAACUGGUGAUAAAAGUAAAACAAGACCAAGGUUCGUUAAGCAAGAUCAAGUGGCAAUUAUGAGAAUUGAAUGUGCAGGAGUUAUAUGUCUGGAAAGAUUCAAAUUAUUUGCCCAAAUGGGAAGAUUUACACUUAGAGAUGAAAAUAAAACAAUUGCCAUCGGUAAGGUGCUGAAAGUGGUGGAAUAAAAUGUUCAUUCAUAAUCACGAAGUAAGGAUGCAAGCCAAACGAUAUGAUACAAGGAAACAAAACCGGCAUAAUGGACUAUUCCCGAAUGUUAGCUAAUGUAACAUACACUCAUUAACGCAAAAGGUUCUGCAUAUGACGGUACACGCGCGUGCAUAUGAACAGAGAUAUGGGCAUCAGGGCUGGGAAAGUAUGACCUAAAUUGGAAAAUAUAUUCCAUCG